AUGGCCAGUGAAAGCAGCGCAUGUGAGACAUCGACGCACAGCGCGAUUGAAUGCGUCAAAGACAAUGAGAGCUCAUCGCCUGACGUCGACGAGCUUCGAGCAAACAUCAUCGAUGAAUGUCACGCGUGCAGCUGGGUAGAAGACUACGGCUUGAAGACGAAUACGUCAUGGGUUGUAGACUUCGUCAAGCCAACAGCAAAGUGUGAAAGGAUGGUGUUCCACAAAGUACGGCGCUGCAAAGAGGCAAAGCGGGAAAAAUCAUGUGGUGAGGCUGCAGCACACUGCCCAGCAAAGAUUGACCUCAAAAUCAAGAAGGUCAACAGAAAUACAAAACGUAAUGAGGCCUUUUUACGUGAAGAAAAGCCACUGCUGGCUGUGAUAAAGCUCUUUCAUCACAAAAACCACAGCCACAGCACUGCAGCAGCAGACGCACUUUCUCGUCUUACUCCAACAAUGCAGACCAGAGAGACCUUUUUGGCAUACUUUGACAACGGCAUGUCACCAGCUGAAGCCAUCAGGCUGCACGAGAGCAAACUGCUUGUGCAAGAAGAUGGGUAUGCCCUCGUUGCCAACUCGGCAGUGAACCCAUUGCCUCCUGCCAUAUACUACUGGCACAGGCUUUGGAGAGAAAAAAACUUUGGAAGGGAUGUAGACCCCCUCUUAAAGAUAGCUGAGAAGAUGCCACUUUAUGCUAAACAUGGCGUUGAUGUCAAACUGGGCCGCUCAGAGGAUGGCCAGUACUGGGUGGUCUUGGUUGCGACACCGAUCAUGAGACGAGCACAGCUGUUAAAUGCAGCAAAAGAAAUUAUUUUUAUUGAUUCGACAUCAUCGUGUGACACAUCACGAAGCACCGUGACUGUUCUGCUGGCAGCCACGAAUGCGGGUGCCGUACCCAUCGCGGUAUUAAUUCAUAAUUCGCAGUCAGCCCAAGGCUAUUGCACGGCCUUUACGCUUCUGAAGGACAGCUUCCCAACCUGCUUUGGAGGGCUCAGUGUAAGUUCCUUAGCCGAUAAAAACUCACAAGUUUGGAUUCUUGUCAGCGUUCAAAUUUGUGCAGGCUUUGGUGUAAAAGAACAGCAACCAUGUGUAUCUUAGUAGUUUAUAACUGGAGGCCAGAUCUUUACGCACUGCAAAAGAGUGUUUUUUGUGCUAAAUAUAAACAGGCAAAAUAAUUUUUAUAUAUCAAAAAUAGGCUGGCAAAAUUAUUUUUUAAUCCCUCAUGUCGUAAAUGAAUGCCAGGACAUCCCAACCUGUAUCUAGGACAGGAAAUAAAAAAAUGUCGCACCAUGUCAGCGCACUUGUUUGAGGUAGCCAGCACAUCCCAUUUCACCCCUGCUAGUGGCAGUUUUCCAUAACUUGGUUUACCUAGAAGAUUAGCUUAAACACCAUGGAGUUCUGAACAGUGAAUGUCGCUUGGACAUGAAUAACAGUCUGAAAAUGCACUCUAAAGAGAAAUUCGGGGUUAAAUAGUGGUAAUAUAGGUGCCAAUUGUGAAUAUAAGCAUUGAUAGUCACUUAUCGGUAGUCAGUCACAAAUGCCGAAAAUUGGCACUUAUACACCUUGUCAAUGAAGGCUUUCUGGGUGCGGCAUAAGACCCUCUAGGCUGUUGUUAACAUGCGUGAUCCCUAAAAAUUGCAGGAUUGAAGCUGCGACGUUGAGUUUAGUGCUCCAGUGCCAACAGGCAGUAUAAAAGCACUUAUCAACCUCUAAUUCAUGCUUAUAUAUCAAAAGUGGUGCGAUAGGAACACAGGGAACAAAAAAGGAAUUAGCCUGAAAUCCGCUCUCUACUUAAGACCUCUAGUAUAAGGAUAAUUUCAAAGCAUUGUGUUUUUGCUAUAAGCUUCUAUGAUGUGUUUUUCACAUUCGGUCAAUACAUAUUUUUAUUAAGUAUUGCGCACUUACUUUUCGGUACUUAAGGAGUGAUUUGAAGUAAGUUUCUACAUUAUGCUGUGUUGUGUUUCGAGGUCACUAGAAUAUACAGCAUAAUCUUUCCUUCAUUACAUAUUUGACAAAGUUUUACUUGUGUGUAGCUUUGCAUUAUGGGCCUAUCAGCCACAAGAAACAUACCAGACAACAGCACACAAAAUUUAAACAAAUAAAGGGAGUAAAAUAGGGUGACACAAAAGAAGCCAACACGAUAGGCUUGUCCUGUCUCGAAUAGCCCGCACUUCAUUUAAAAAUUAUGUUUCGCCACCUAGCCCAAAAAGUACUUUUGAGAAAAGAAAAUGUGUUAGAUAAUAUCCACAAAAUUUCUUGGGCAAUUUUCACCAAAUGAUGGCCUCAUGUGAGAGCCUAUUGCAAUUACUUUGUCGGCUGUUCUAUAUGAUUCCUUGGUUACUUGCAGUGUCCUGAAGCCUUCAUGACUAGUGUAGUGAAAGAUUUAGCAAUGCAUAUCACAAGGCUGUUGUUUCCGUUGACUAACUGUUAAAGCCAACACUGUAUCAUCUGUAAGAGUACAAUAAAAUGAGAUUGUUUUUCGUUGACUGGA
Molecule: messenger RNA, 2488 nt
Organism: Rhipicephalus microplus (southern cattle tick)
Lineage: Eukaryota; Metazoa; Arthropoda; Arachnida; Ixodida; Ixodidae
Source: RefSeq, a predicted model, not a curated record